GGUCCUCGACCAUGCUCGGUAGAAAUAAGGAUAUAUAGUACGUACCAUGCGGACAGCCGGCACGGUACGGUACAGUACAGCACCAAACUAAAAAGCGGCCGGCCAUCAAUGAAUGGACAGAUAUCAUUUCUCUCUAGCACAGCAUUGAUGUCGCAUUUUCUAGACCCCCAACAUACAUUUGGCCGAUGAUACUUUUUGAUAUUCACUCUGACCUCUGUUGAGAUCUGGAAUCGUACUCACUAAUAUCUCAUCCUCAUCCUCAUCCUCAUCCUCACUCUUACUACCACUACCACUACCACUACCACUCUCACUCGCUUCGUCGUCCUCACCGCCAUCAACUUCUGAAUUAGAAUCAAUCCUCGUCAAUCAUUCCUCAUCCAUCCAAACGUCUGCGCAUGAAAAAGACAAAAGACAGCAUCAAAUCCAUUACUCUACAAAUUCCUUCCAUCUUUCCAUCAGCUUCGAGACCCCGUCAUCGAAAGUCUUAACAUACGAGUCAAUCACCCCACCUUAAACCCUACAUCCCACAUAUAUCGAAAGCCUGGUCAUAUCACAUUCACAAGUUUUCUCUAGGAAAAAAAAAGUCCCCUCCACAGGACUCAAUACAAAAAUCAGCCAAGGUGGCUUCCCGCGUUUUGGACUCGCAAGGUGGCACCCUGUCUACUGCCAUUCAACGUCUGCCCGAUUCUCUUCAAACCUAUCUCGACACGACCGUUCAACAUCUUCAAUCUGCCUAUUCGCAAAUACCCGAACCCGCUCAAGCUUACAUCGAACAAGCUGCAAAAUAUACACAUAUUGAUCAAGUUCCCCCUACAGCAUUAGCGGGUAGUGCCUUUGUGAUACUUGCAGCUGCUGUGAGUAUGAGUCGUUGGGGAAAUAGUUGGUUCAGCGGUGGUGCCAGCCGUUUGAGUCCUUUUUCGAGUCGAGGCAACCCACCGCAGGUACAAGAUGAGGAUUACGAAUACAUAACUGGUGAGGAUUUGGAGCAACCAAGAAGGAUCUAUGAUCCACAUUUGAGACCACCUCAUUCUGCACAAGAGGAAGAUGACGUGCUAUUGGUGAAGAACAAGGGAAUUACAUAUCCAGUCAAAUUUCCUGCUUACAGUAUCGGGGAUGGAAAGUUGGAAGUCAGUGAUGUCAGGAAAAGAGCUGCCGCCUUGAUGGAAGUUUCGAAUUGGAGGAAGUUGAAAUUGGUUUACAAGGGACAACAAUUAAAGGAUGAUCAUGCACUUGUUCGAAGUUAUGGAAUAAGAAAUGAGUCGGAAAUUCUUUGCAUUGUCGGAGAUGCGGCCACGGGAAGUGAAGAUUCCGGAGAUGAAAGCGAAGAAGUAGAAGGGACCGCAGCCAAGCUCAGGAAACGAAUUCGCAAAUCGAAGAAUAAGAAGGGGAAGAAGAAGAGCAAUAAUAAUCUCAAAGCGCCACAAAUGGAAUCAUCUGCGACUUCCAGAACAGCUUCACCAAUCCCUCCUCCAACACCUAAGACACCAAUCGAGAAAUUAAAUGCCAUCUCAGAUACCUUCCACAACGACAUCUUACCAUUAGCAGAAGAGUUUAUUGCGAAUCCACCAGAAGACCAAAAGAAGAAGGAUUUCGAACAUAAGAAGUUGAGUGAGACUAUUAUGGGACAAGUACUAUUGAAGUUGGAUGCGGUUGAGACGGAGGGUGAUCAAACAGCGAGGGAAACGAGAAAAGCUCUGGUGAGAGAGGUUCAGAAUGUUCUUAAUGAACUUGAUUCAAAGGUUCCAGGUGCAGAAUAAGGGCGUUUAUUUCGGCUAUCUUUUUUAUUUGGGAGGUAGAAGUGAAUCAAUCACCUAGUUUCGACUCCGGAUUCCUUCUGUAUUGAGUGCAUCUAUCUUUUGUUGCAUUUACAAAAUUUGUUCUAUUGGGAUGCUAUGCUAUGCAUAUACUGGGUAUGAUUGGGCUUCUACACUCCUAGGGAGGAAUUCUUUAUUGCAACAUUUGCAAUUUGGCAUGGCGUAUCGCAUAGAUGGGAUAGGUGUUAAUAAGUUGAUGAUAGGAAAGGGGGGGGGGGUUGAAUUGAAGUACAGGGGUGAGCGUCAUUGACACAUGGGAACGAUGCGAGAGGGUUGAUCAUUCUGUGUACAUCGAGGAACGUGAGCAUGAGCAUGAGAUGACUUGUGGUUUGAUAUUCUGGAAAAGCAUCUGCAUGCUAUUUGACCAGUGUGUUUAUAUUAAAGAGAACACAGAAUUGAAUGUAUGUCACAGCUAAACUGUAUACCCCGUUUUACCUUUUGCUCCAUGUGAUAUCAUAGUUGUGACAUAACUAAAGGGCUUUGACACUUAUUCGGAACAUUUUCGACAUACUCUACAACCGCAUAGUACAUCGGAAGUCUACCGUACCAUAACAUCUUGAUUGCUUAGGUAAAUUCACAACUACGCA
This is a messenger RNA of Botrytis cinerea B05.10, 2401 nucleotides long. RefSeq lists its product as hypothetical. The transcript has a single exon. Gene Ontology annotation, biological process: mRNA splicing, via spliceosome. Bases 861 to 1757 code for a protein of 298 amino acids. Gene Ontology annotation, cellular component: U12-type spliceosomal complex. NCBI's taxonomy places the organism in Eukaryota, Fungi, Ascomycota, Leotiomycetes, Helotiales, Sclerotiniaceae. The record is from RefSeq and is a predicted model, not a curated record. Gene Ontology annotation, molecular function: protein-folding chaperone binding.